GCUCUGGUCGAAGGGAGAUCCUGCUGUGCAGCCUGCUGCUGCACAAGAACUGCAGGGGCACUUGGGCUGCCAUCCGUUUGGGGCUCCAGUUCAACUCCUGCCUUCCAGCCGCGACCAUCCCAGCCUACAGGAGAGCAGCAGAUGGCCUCAGCACAGCCACCUCAGGAGCCCGUGAGCUUUGCGGAGGUGGCCGUGCAUUUCAGCAGGGAGGAGUGGGUGCUGCUGGACCCUGCGCAGCGAGCGCUGUACCGGGACGUGAUGCUGGAGACGUACCAGUGCCUGGCCUCGCUGGGUCCACUUCCAGCCCCCAAACCCGCCGUGAUCUCCCUGCUUGAAAGAGGGGGCAACCCCUGCAUCCCAGAUGUGCGCAGCCCUGAGGCGCUGUCAGAACUCAGCCCAGCAGGAGCUGAGAUCACGAAUCUAAAGGAGGGUCUGCAGAAAAGUGGUGUGGCCAAAAGGCGGAGAGGCCGUGGCUCCGUGGGAAGGAUCAGAAAGGAUGUCCAGGGGCGCCUGGAGCAAGCGGGGCGCUUCAAGAAGCCCCUGGGAAAGCAUCCAGGAGAGAGCCCGAGGAAGCCUGUGGAUUUCAGCACAGGUCCAAAGCAGACUGAAGACCUGAGGAGCAAGGAAGCGGGCCAGAAGAAGCUGAACCUGCGUGUGUUGCGUAGGAAAAGCCUUAAAAGGUGUGCCAACCUUGUUAACCGCCAGCGCAAGCGCUCUGGGAAGAGCCAGUACAAGUGCUCUGAUUGUGGAAGGAGCUUCAGAUGGAGAUCCAAAUUCACCCAGCACCGGCGCGUCCACACAGGAGAGAGGCCCUUCCAGUGCCCUGAGUGUGGGAAGAGCUUCCAAAGGACUUUCCAGCUCACAGUGCACCAACGCGUCCACACAGGAGAGAGGCCCUUCCAGUGCUCCGAGUGUGGGAAGAGCUUCAAAAGUCAUUCCGAGCUGAAGUUCCACCAGAGAGUCCACGCGAGAGAGAACCUCUGUCAGUGCUCUGAGUGUGGCAAGGGCUUCAAGAGCAGUUCCAACCUCAGGGUGCACCAGCGCAUCCACACGGGAGAGAGGCCCUACGAGUGUCCUGAGUGCGGCAAGAGCUUCAAAGGGAGUUCCCAGCUCGCUGUGCACCGGCGCAUCCACACCGGAGAGAGACCCUAUGAGUGCUCCGAGUGUGGGAAGAGCUUCAAAAGGAGCUCCCACCUCACCUACCAUCAGCGCGUUCACACCGGAGAGAGACCCUUUAAGUGUCCCGAGUGUGGCAAGGGCUUCAAAACCAGUUCCAACCUCGCCAUACACCAGCGCAUCCACACAGGGGUGAAGCCCUUUAAGUGCUCCGAGUGUGGGAAGGGCUUCAAAAGCAUUUCUGAAUUGAAGCAGCACCGGGGCGUCCACAAAGGAGAGGAAUCCUUGAAGUGUCUCGAGUGCGGGGAGAGCUUCAAAAGCAGUUUCGACUUCAGGGUGCACCAGCGCACCCACAUCGCAGACAGGCCCUUUAAGUGCUCCGAGUGUGGCAAGAGCUUCAGAAGGAAUUCCCAGCUCACUUUCCAUCGGCGCAUUCACACCACAGAGAGACCCUUUAAAUGCUCUGAGUGUGGCAAGAGCUUCAAGAGCGGUUCCGACCUCAGAGUGCACCAGCGCAUCCACACGGGGGUGAGACCCUUCAAGUGCUCCGAGUGUGGGAAGAGCUUCAAAAGGAGUUCCUACCUCACCUACCAUCAGCGCAUCCACACCGGAGAGAGACCCUUCAAAUGCUCUGAGUGUGGGAAGAGCUUCAGGAGGAAUUCCUACCUCACCUACCAUCAGCGCGUUCACACCGGAGAGAGACCCUUUAAGUGUCCCGAGUGUGGCAAGGGCUUCAAAAGCAGUUCCAACCUCGCCAUACACCAGCGCAUCCACACGAGGGUGAAGCCCUUUAAGUGCUCCGAGUGUGGGAAGGGCUUCAAAAGCAUUUCUGCGUUGAAGCGCCACCGGGGCGUCCACAAAGGAGAGGAAUCCUUGAAGUGUCUCGAGUGCGGGGAGAGCUUCAAGAGCAGUUCUAAUUUCAGCUGCCACGCAUGCGUCCACGAAGCAGGCAGACUGUAGAAGCGCCCCAGUUUUGUGAGAACCAUCCAGCCUCGUUAGCUGUCUGCACAGGACGCAGAGCCUGCAGCACUCCAGGCUCUCCAGAGCUCCCCAGCCUUCAAAUCAGAGUAGGGCCUUUGAUUUCAGACACUCUAUCUCUCUCUCUCUCUCUCUCUCAUUUUAUUUAAUUGCUCUCAAUUCCUAUUGUAUUGUGUUGUAUUCUGUUAUCUAGCAAUCCGAUAUCAAAUUAAGUUUCCUCCUUAGAUCGUUGGCGCUGUUCUGUUUUUUAUGGGCCCAGCUCCCUUCUCCCAACCUUCCCCCUUCUCCCUUCCCCUUUUUUUGGGCUGGUAAGCCUUCCGUGACGGGGGGACAUCAGGCCACAGCGGAGGGAAGGGAAGGGGAGUGGAGGGGAGGGGAGAGGAGGGAAGGCAAGGCAAGGCAAGGCAAGGGUGUCAGCCGUUUACAGGCUGCUUCAGCCUGGGGAUCUACGGAUCUUCACCCUGGGAAAAGGGAGGGGAAAAGGGGGAAGGGACCUAAAAACAGAACAGCGGCAACGAUCUGAGGAGGAGAGUUAAUUUACUGCAUGAGAUAUUGGGAUGCAAGACAACACACUGCAAUACAAUAUACAAUUGGAACUGAGGCUUAUAAAUAAAAUGAGGACGCAAACCGACGCAUGGCCAGGCAGCAAGAGACAGAGAGAGGAAGAGUGCUGUGACUUGCUGUCAUGGUUUUGUGACUCUUGGCUUUCGGCAUUCCACAUCACAACAUCAUGUGGGGCACUGGGAGUUGAGCUGUUAGUGCUCAAGCCCUGGGUACCUGCCCAGAAGAGAAGGAGAGCUGCAUUCCCCAGGGGGCUUGGCGGUCAGGGAGAGGAGGUUUGACUGCUGGCAAGGUCUCCUGAUGCUCCUUUUUGCCUCCCCUUCGCUGCUCCCAUCUCCCCGCGGCUCAGCUGCACUGCGCCUCUCACCUCAGCCUUGUGCUGAGGCUGGUCCACCUUGCAGACAUUCUCUCAUUAUACCUGAUUUAUUAGCUUCAAUUCUGAUUAUAUUGUAUUACAGUGUGUUUCUCCUCAGAUCAUUGCCGCCGCUGUUUUCAAUUAUUUUGGUGUCCCUGUUUCCCUUUUUUUUCGGAGGCGCAGAUCCAUGGAUCCCUCUGCCCCGCUGGUCACAGAACCGGGCCGGAGCAGCCUGUAAACCGCUGACAUUCUUGGUGGAGAAUGCAGGCAGCGAGUUGCUUUGUAGCUUUUUAGAACAAAUCUCUGCUCUCAGAGAGCUUCAUCGGGAAAGUUUAUCUUUUUCACUGGUGCUUACUGAAAACUUGACCUUGAAAGUCCAGGCAGACUGCCAAUGUUCCAGCGUUCCUAUGAUAAUUGUAAACUUGGAGCACUGCCAUCUUGCUUCUGUAAAGAGAGGAAAAAAAUGAUCCUGCUUUCUCUUCUAAUCCUGCUUGCAGAGGGAGCUGCUAAUUUUGCAUAACUUGUGAUUUUUAAGCAGGCUCCCAGUCUCUCCUUUGAAUCCUUUAUGCAGUUUUCGAAUGCUCACCUGAUGGCGUUGUUAAUCUCCCUGAAUUUACUGUUCAUCAUUGCAGUCGGUUUUGUAUUUAUUGUAUUUUGAGGAAGCCUUCCCCAGAACCAGGGAAUUCUGAGUGGCAGGGGGUGUGGAGAGGCUUGGGAGAGACUUUAGAGAGAUGGACAUCUUCGGUGCCAUGGAACUUUACUCCUGAACACCUGAAAGACCCUGAGAGCUUAAACAUUUAUUUGAGACAGGAACGUUGCGGCUCAGGCAGAUCUGAGGAGUCACAAAUGAUUUGGGGCCUGGCUAAUGCUGAUCGGGCCUUAUUCAAUAGUAUCCCAAAAAGGGAGGGAGCUUGUGAAAUUGAGAGAGAGCGUCUGAGAGCUGAGAGGGAGAAUCUCCAGGCUGAGCGAGAGUCUCCUGGUUGAGAGAAAAGGCCUCCAAUCUGAGAGGGAUGUCCUCAACUCCGAGAGAGAUGCCCUCCAAAGCGAGAGAGACUCCCUGCAAUCCCAGAGAGUCUCCUAGUCGAGAAACAGAGUCUCCAAAUCCAAAGGGAGAGUCUCCAAGGCGAGACAGAGAAUCUCCGGGUUGAGAAAGAGUCUCCUAGCCAGGAGAGAGAAGCUCAAAACAUGGCAGGAGUGUCUCUGAGCUGAGAAAGAAAGUCUCCGAGUCAAAGGGGAGAAUCUCCGAGCUGAGAAAAGGAAUCUCCAAUCUCGACAAGAUGCCUUCGAAUAUGGGUGAGACUCCCUUCAGUCCAAACUUGAUGCCCUCCAAACUGAACUAAAUACUCUCAUAGUCGAACAAGACAGACUCCACAUGGAGCUGGACGGUGAGAGCAUCGGAACUGGCCAGCCUGACCAAAACCACAGGAGGCACCACCAUUGAUGUCAGUCGCCCCUGUAAGAGGAUGGAAAACGAAACGGAUCUCGACUCAGAAGAGAAGAAAGAGGAGGAAAGAGGUGGCCAAUGCUCUGUCUUUACACUGACUCAUGGAUGGUACCAAAU
This is a messenger RNA of Centrocercus urophasianus (Greater sage-grouse), 4571 nucleotides long. Its product is annotated as zinc finger protein 345-like. The transcript is spliced from 5 exons. Lineage: Eukaryota; Metazoa; Chordata; Aves; Galliformes; Phasianidae. Gene Ontology annotation, biological process: regulation of DNA-templated transcription. The coding region runs from base 142 to 2076 and encodes 644 amino acids. The record is from RefSeq and is a predicted model, not a curated record.